Staurois parvus is the source of this 303-nucleotide messenger RNA. NCBI's taxonomy places the organism in Eukaryota, Metazoa, Chordata, Amphibia, Anura, Ranidae. The record is from the annotation of a GenBank genome assembly.
AUCAAUCAUUUCUCCUUCUCAUCUGGCUGCAUUCUUGCAUCCAUUGAGAAAUACUGUGUGAGCUGUGAUUGGUCACAGCUUGUCACAUGGUACAAGGCUGUUGUGAAUAGCCCUGUACCAUGUGACCUCUGUGAUCAUUCACUGAUUUCACACGUAGUAAGCAAUGAUGGGACAAGUGACAUCUUGCUUACUACUCUGUAUGUGAUCACUGAUUGGCCAAUCAGUGAUCAUAUGAUUGGGACCCUCACACAGAGGUCCCGAGCACGGCUCCCAGGAAGCUCGCACAGUCCAAAAUGGCGGGCG